UAACACCUAAAAUUGCUAUGUGGAUCAUGGUGCUAACAUUGGCUGCAAUUCACAUCUCGACGGUCUUGGGUGGGGAUGCUGGGAUUAUUUAUGGAAGAAAUGGAGAUAAUCUCCCAUCCCCUAAACGAGUAAUUGAUUUUCUCACCGAGGACAUGAACUAUGCGAUUUCAUUAGUCCGGGUCUAUGAUGCCAAUACGGAAGUUUUAGAAGCUCUAAGUGGAACCAACUUGGUCGUAACCAUCGGGGUUCCAGAUGAAGCAAUUGCCCAUGUAGCAAUUCCUGGUGUUGUUCAAUCUUUUGUACCACAAGCAAUUAUUAAUCUCUACAAUUCAGUAAGGAAGGCAAGCGUAGAUUAUAUCUACGUUACAACUGCAGUCGGGGGUGAAGUUCUGGAAUGCUCCUAUCCUCCCUCAGCUGGUCAAUUCGCGAAUAGAGUCGACAAAAUUAUGAAUAACCUCACGAAUUAUUUGUAUAAUAUAGGGUCUCCAUUAUUGAUCAAUUUGUACCCUUACCAUGCCCUGGUCUCCGAGCCACAACAUAUUUCAUUAGACUAUGCCUUAUUUCAGUCCCAAAAGCCAGUGUUUACAGAUGGGGAUUUAGAGUAUUACAAUCUUUUUGAUGCUAUGGUGGAUGCAUUUGUAGCAGCAAUGGUAAGGGUGGUGCAAAAGGAGGAUGUCAAACUUGUCGUUGCCGAGACCGGGUGGCCAACUGCAGGUAUUGUGUCGUAUGCUUGCACCGAGAAUGCUCGAAUCUACAACCUUAAUCUAAGGAAGCAUGCAGUUGAAAAGGGAUGCACUCCGAGAAAGGCGGACAUUAAUUUGGAGGUUUACAUCUCGGAGAUGUUCAAUGAGAAUCUGCAACCGGACGAGUUUGAGAGAAAUCUUGGAACUUUUUAUCCCAACCUCACUGAGGUAUAUCAGUUGUGGCGCUGAGUUCUCAAUUUUGAAAACGAAGCAACUUUGUAUUGAUAUUGAUUUGUAUGAAAUAAGAAAAGAACCAUUUC
Populus euphratica (Euphrates poplar) is the source of this 1003-nucleotide messenger RNA. Its product is annotated as glucan endo-1,3-beta-glucosidase-like. Lineage: Eukaryota; Viridiplantae; Streptophyta; Magnoliopsida; Malpighiales; Salicaceae. Gene Ontology annotation, molecular function: hydrolase activity, hydrolyzing O-glycosyl compounds. The transcript is spliced from 3 exons. Gene Ontology annotation, biological process: carbohydrate metabolic process. Bases 18 to 932 code for a protein of 304 amino acids. The record is from RefSeq and is a predicted model, not a curated record.